AAUAUACAACUGUGCUUGUCCAGAAUAUACUCUAUUCUCUUUGGAGGAAUUUAAUAAGCAUCUGCUUUAUAUUUUACAAAAAAUCAAUUAAAAUAUACAGAGAACCUCCCGCAUAAUGGACAAAAACAGUGCUGCCUUAGUAAAGAAACUACAAUCCGAAUUGGAAGUCUAUCAAAACUUGCAAAAAACAUGCAUGAAGUUGGUGAAGCAGCGUACAUUGUUGGAAAGCCAGUUGAAUGAGAACAAGUGCGUCUUGGAUGAAUUGAACCUAUUGGCUCCGGACAAUAAAGUUUACAAAUUAUAUGGACCGGUUUUGGUGAAGCAAGAGCUCGAAGAAUCUCGUCAAAAUGUAGGAAAACGUAUUGAAUACAUUUCCAAAGAGUUGAAGAGCUCAACAGAUACCUUGGAGAGUGUGGAAAAGGAUAUGGCCAAACAUCGCGAAUCAGUACAAAAAUUACAACAACAAUACCAAGUUGCUUUGGCAAUGAAGUAAACUGAACGUGCACAAUCUGUAUUUACUAAGCUAUAUAAUCGGCAAAUGAUUAAAAAAUUAAAAACUCAAAAAAUAAAACAUGUAAUUCAAUAA
Messenger RNA from Musca domestica (house fly), 586 nucleotides. RefSeq names its product probable prefoldin subunit 6 (gene Pfdn6). Gene Ontology annotation, cellular component: cytoplasm; prefoldin complex. Lineage: Eukaryota; Metazoa; Arthropoda; Insecta; Diptera; Muscidae. The transcript is spliced from 2 exons. The record is from RefSeq and is a predicted model, not a curated record. The coding region runs from base 116 to 493 and encodes 125 amino acids. Gene Ontology annotation, molecular function: protein-folding chaperone binding. Gene Ontology annotation, biological process: chaperone-mediated protein complex assembly; protein folding.